Messenger RNA from Fundulus heteroclitus (mummichog), 5273 nucleotides. Its product is annotated as rhotekin-2-like. The coding region runs from base 49 to 2049 and encodes 666 amino acids. The transcript has 12 exons. The record is from RefSeq and is a predicted model, not a curated record. Gene Ontology annotation, biological process: positive regulation of cell population proliferation; hemopoiesis; signal transduction. Lineage: Eukaryota; Metazoa; Chordata; Actinopteri; Cyprinodontiformes; Fundulidae.
ACGAGCGACACGACAGACACCACCUCGGCAUUGUCCGCCGGCUCGGCCAUGGCAAUGGAGGUUAAACGAAAGAAAAUCCAACAAAGCUCUCUAUUCCCACAGAAAGAGAAUGCAAACGUGCAAGAGAAGCUCGACUUUGAGAAGAGAAUGCGCGAGGGAGCGUACAAGCUGCUGCUGGCUUGCAGUAAAAGGGAACAAGUCCUCAACGCUUCUAAGAACCUGCUGACCUGCAACGCCAGGAUCAGGGCUUAUCUCGCCCAGCUGCAGCGGCAAAAGGGGCAGCAGGGCCUGAUGGGAGCCGGCAGAAGACAUGCUGAUGGCCGUUCACCGUGUUCUGGGACCAUCGCAGUUACUGGCCUACGUUUUCCUUUGCUGUGGAGGGAUUCAGACCAUUUCAAUAACAGAGGAAGCUCUCGGCGGGUGGCGGUGUUCUGUCUGCUGCAGAUUGGCUCUCAGGUGUUUGACACCGACAUGGUGGUGGUGGACAGAUCUGUCACCGACGUCUGCUUCGAGGGAGUCACCCUCUUCAAAGACGUAGUUCCCCAGUUUGAGCUGAAGGUGGAGCUGUGGAGCUGUUCUCUGGAGGAAGAGCUCGUUUUGCCAAACACACCAAAGAAACUGGCAAAGAAGCUCCGUAACUCCAUCGGAAAGAGCGCUGGAAAGAAGCUCUGCCCCCUGCUGGACACUCCGGAUCCCGACACCUUCCUGCAGGACAACCCGAUACCUUCAGGGGCCAAAUACAGCCUGGUGGCCUACACGACCCUCGGUCUGCCCGAUGCUGAUAGCAGCUUUCAGUCUCACUCCCUCAUUGUCUACCAGGACGCUGAGUGGCCAUCCUGGCUUCCUCUUUAUGGCAACCUGUGCUGCCGGUUAGUGGCACAGCCGGCCUGUAUGACACAGAGCGCGAUGACCGGCUAUUUGAGUCAGAAGGAAAGUGUGGAGGGAGUGAGCCGCUGCUGCAGUCUCUACUGUGUGCUGAGCGCCGGCUUUUUGUCCUGCUACUUCAGCCCAGAGGAAAUCGAUGCUAAAGUGCCGCCCGCCCUUAAUGUGCCAAUCAAUAAUGAGAGCCGGGUCUGUGUGUUGGACAAACAGUCGGCGGGUCGCAAAUCCAAGAGUUUGUCCAUCGUCAACCCGUCCCCCGAGGGAUCCCAGAACCUUGUGUUCACUGCAGACACCAGGGAGGAGCUGGAGCGAUGGAUGGACUCCCUCCACCAGCACCUCUACGACCAGAGCCAGUGGCUUCACUGCUGCGACCGGCUAAUGAAAAUUGAGGUCGCGUCACCACGGAAACCAUCGCUUUUCCUCACCAAGCAGGCGGACUCUGUUUACAACGACCUCAGUAUUAAUUCACCCAGCAAGUUUGAGAGCAUCACAGACAUAAUCCACAGUAAAAUCGAAGAGACAGAUGGCCGCUACCUUAUCGGGCAAGAGGAGCAGAAGGAGGCCCCUGACUGGUCCUCUCUCUUUGACGGCUCCCAUUCAGUGGUGGUGGAGAAGAGUUUUCUUUCCCAGAGCAAAGCCUCCACCCCCGCUUCAAGCCCCAACUCCAAAACCAGCUCCACGCCCGUCAGCAACAAGAAGCGCCGCGCUCCGCCCCCUCCCUCUAACGUGAAGCCCUACGCCGACCCCGCCCGUCCGGCCAGGCCUCCGCUCCCCUCCUCUCUGCAUCACCACCCCCCUCCUCCAAACCAGGAGAAGGAGAACUCGGGUAGCUUCGUCUCGCGGCCAGCCCCCAGGUCCAAAACGGGCAGACCCUCGCUGGAUGCCAAGUUCUCCGCCAUCAUCCAGCAGCUCCAGCGGAACAACGCCGGCGCGGCGGCGGCUCCGAGCCGGAAGAACGCUCCCCUGGCCGUCCUGGACGUCCACGGUCCGCCGCCGCCUUCUCUGCAGCAGUCCGUCUACCCGAACCACGACCUGCGCCCGCCUGAGGACGCAGCGGAUCCCGCGUUUGCCCGAGCCUGCAGUGCUCCCGGCGCCGGUCCUGUCCCUGCGCCCCGCGCCAAGCUGAGGAAGUCUUUCAGAGAGAGGAUGAACCUCAAAGCUUUGUAAUAUCUCAGCCUUUUCCACAUCUUUUCAGAACCAGAAGUGUAGACACACUCCUCAUCAGCACGAACGUGGUUCAGAUAAUUCAUGUGAGCUGUUCUUUUUUUCUUUUUUGUUUUUUCCUGUGAUUCACUCAUAAUGCACAGAACCUUGGGUGCACAACUUUAAAUGUAUCGUUUAUUAUCUCUAUUCUACAUGCAGGCUGAAAUGUAGAGACUAAUAUUGGAAUCUGUUACCAUGAACAAGGUUGCAGCAUAAUUCUGGCUACACAUUUGAUUUAUCUCCUUAUCAAACGUCCUCAACGUGUCGAAAGGAUUUAGUUCAAGACCUCACGUUAUUUCAGAAAUGUUCAGUUUACGUAUUCCAAAAACUGGCUUCGAUAUCUUCUUACGAUCGGUGUCCUGUUGAAACUCCCGGUUAUAUUUACAUUUCCUCCUUUUUAACCUGUUGAUUCAGGAGGAAGUUGAAGAAACUAGAGGUAGUCUUCCUCUGCUGUUCAUUGCAGCUCAGGUAAAGCACCGAUAUCAGCUGCAGGGCCACCGGCCCUCAGCAUGACGCUGCCACCAUCAUGCCUGCCAGCUGUUGCAGCGUUCUUUGGUUUAAAAGCCUUUAACUCCUCCAAACAUUCUUCCCGUCAUUGUGCCUAAAGAUAUGAUGCGUUUCUUUUUGGAGGGAUUUGGCUUUUUCUCGUGGGCAGCUGGGAUUUAUCUCUCGGCCUCCAGUUCUGCCUUGAAACGUGAUCAAACAUGGAGCCAGAAUUACGCCGCAAGCUCGUUAAUGGCUACAGAAACGGGAGGUCGAGGCUUUGACCAGGUGUCGGUGGGGGGGGGGUGUGAGUCCAAAUGGCCUCGAGAAAGUCUGCGAUGAUCUCAGACUUGUUGAUCUUUAUUAUUUUUUCAAGAGCUGUUUGUAAGUGUUAUUUUUGUCUAAUUAUUUCACCCUUCAUCGAGCGACGUCCAAGUGCCUCGUUAAAAGCUUCAAUCUAUGAUCAGACUGAUGAUCAGCGGACGUGAACCUGCAGGUGGAAAUGUGUUUGUUGUAUUCGUUGAUCGCUAGCACCGGCUUACUGUGACGCAACCACUUUAUCUGAUUCAAGCGGCAUUAAUGAAAUCUUAUGUUUUGAUCUUAUCUCGGUUUGGGAACUACUCGGUCAACCUGAGCGUUUUUUUUUUUUAACCGAGGGAAAGAGGCUGAAACGGUGCAGCUCCCAGUACAUGUUGGGUGUUUAGAAACGACGUCAGAAGGAGCGCAUUAGGUGUUGGAAGCUAUUUAAAAGGAAACUACGUUUUCUAUGACAUGACAUCUCUGCGGUUUAUUUGCUUGUACUUGGAGAGCAAGGAGGCAGGAAGGUUGAGCAAUUUACUGCUUUCUUUUGUAUCAUUUUGAGCUCUCGCUGUCAUGCAGCAUGCCGGAUGUUGCUAAUGUUGGCAGUUUUUUCUACAUCUCAGAGAUAAAGUGAGGAUAGCAUCAUGUAGGGAGCAGGCACCUCCGUUUACAGUUCACUAAUGCUGACGUGAGAUGCAAAGACGGUUAACAAAUUCAGCUCCCUGGUCUUUUUUGUUUUAAUCGAAACCGUAAAACCUCCGUUGACGGUGAAUCCAAUAAUUAAAUUCCCAGUAUUUGGAGAAGCACCAGUAGCAGGGAAGUUCAAAGAUAUAAAUGUAAUGCUGUGAAUCAUAGUUGCUAAAGAGAAACUAACUGGCUAACGUCCAUCAGGAGGGCUUUAGCCUUAUAAAACCCGCAGACUGAAGAACAAGACUGAUUACUGCGACUUUGAUAACGGGCGGUGGUCCUAAGCUCCUGAAUUAUAACAUCAAUAUAAAACACACGAAUCAGAGCGUCAAGCCACUAGUUUACCACGUUGUAUCGGUACAAGCAUAUCUAUACAAUAACCACCUAAAUUCCUGCUGCCAGUUCAUAGCGCUAUGAUCAACCUGCUGCUUUACGUCAAUAAAGUUAUUUUAUGCAGCUGACCCACAUGUGAGACAGGCACGCUUCAAUCCUGCUAAAAAUAGAAAGGCCUGCUUCUUUCCUCCAGCUCUAGAACAUGAAUUGAAAUGGGGGAAAGAAUUGGCAAAUGCACUUAAAUUUAAGUUCAUCCAUUUGGGGGAACCGCGGACAAGCCACUGCUUUUGGAGCUAUUGACAUAUUCUGUUUACCGCAAAGACCUCACGGCCACUAUAGCUCCUUUUUAAAGAAACAAUUGCAAACAGUAAUGUGACUUCUCUAUUCCUCCUCGAGGUCUUUGAUAGAGUAACCUUGUUUUUUUUUUUUUUUUUUAGUGGCUGCACAGCAUAAUUUAACAUAGCAGCCAAUAAAUGCUCUGAACAUAAUUGAAUGAAUGGGCCUUUUGAGUGGCCUGAAUAAUGAAUGUCCUUGUGUAGUUGUUUUGAACGUCCCCCGCACUGCAAGCCCCUAAAUAUUCCAGCCACUUAAUGGCAUUGUGCCGAAGAACGGUCAUCGUAAUUACACGCGGAGUACAAAACAUUGCUCUCGUUUAAAUUACCUGAAGAGACGAGGCGACGCGGGGAAGGCUGCAGUAACUAUUUUUCAGUUCUCCUGCUAAAGCGCUUAAAUUACACAGAAUGGGGGGGGGGGGGGGAAGCUUCGGGAGAGAAAAGGGAACACAGCUCGGCAUUUAGCAGUGUGCCGGAUGUAUCUGACGCUUGCUGUGCCUCACUUGGUUUCUCUACUGUAACAGUCUAGGAAAACAAAACAAUAUGUCAACUUUUUUUUUUUUUUUUUUUCCUUCUGAAUGAAACUUCUUGGCACAAAAAAAACCGAACAAAACGAAACGGGGAAAGUGCAGCGUUGCAUUUCUUGUACUGUGAUAGAAGAGUUUUCUGCAUUAUUUUACACAAUUUGUUGCACAGGCAUCGAGGGUACUGGAAUGCUGAUUAAAUCAAAAACUGUUAAGGAGGAAAGGAGUACAGCUAAAUUAAAAAGAUGGCUUUAAAAGGCUUAUUUUUUUAAAUGGAUGACUGCAAUAGCAAAAGCUAAUCUUUGUCAUUUUUUUCUUGUUUAUGACUGCAAUGUGUUUUUAUAGAUGUCAUUUUUAUAUAUCUUUUUUGUAUCGGUAAGUAGUGAAACGUUAAUUUUGCAUUUGUAGUGUACAGUUUUAAUGGCAUGUAAAAUUAUAUAUGUUCUCAUUGUUGUCUCAGAAGCUAUAACAUGUUUUGUUUUUUUGUUUUUAAUCACUGCUGAUCUGCAAUAAAACGACCUACAUUCCA